Messenger RNA from Penicillium arizonense, 4287 nucleotides. RefSeq lists its product as uncharacterized. The transcript has 2 exons. Lineage: Eukaryota; Fungi; Ascomycota; Eurotiomycetes; Eurotiales; Aspergillaceae. The record is from RefSeq and is a predicted model, not a curated record. The coding region runs from base 1 to 4287 and encodes 1428 amino acids.
AUGAGGACUCCUCCGGAGAGUGACUUGCACUCCGUGGUCUGGCAAGAUGCUUGCGAGGAUUACGCCAGACAAACCGGGAUUGCGGUCGGGGAUGAGCGUUUCCCCAGAAUCCAGGGGCUUGAAGAUCUAUCUCGCCAGCUGGAGUGUGAGAAGGACAACUUCGAAGAUUUCCGGAUGAAGAAACGGCCCCUAUUCCAUGCAAUGCAAACCGUGCUGGUGCCAUUUGAAGAAUGGGGUGGAUUGAUUGCUGACGGUGUCGCUGUGGCGUUCCCACCAGCAUCGUCAAUUAUGGGGGCUAUGCUUCUUCUUGUCCGAGCGGCACGCAGAGUUAGCGACGCAUUUGACGUGAUCCUCGACCUUUUCCAAAGCCUCGGGAAUUUCGCCUUGCGACUAGAGUCAUACAAGGGCAUCGCUAUAAGCGGCGGUAUGAAAGUGAUCAUCGUAAAAGUUUUGGUCAACUUCCUCAAAGUCUGCGCGGCGUCACAUAAUCUAUUGAACAAGGGCUCAGUCAAGGCAAGGCUGUCUAAGUGGGCAAAGAAUAUCCUUGUUGAGGACUCAUCCGUGAAGGCUUUGCUGGGUGAGCUCCAGGAUUUGACGAGCGUGGAGCAUAUGAUGGUCUCUGCCCACGGCCUCAAUCUCACUCAUCAAGCUCUGAAAAAUACCGAACAAUUACUGGAUCGGGACGAGCGGAAAACCGACGGUGAAAGACUGGAGCGUAUCAAACAAGUGUUAGAGCCGAUACCUGCAUCUAGCCAGGUUCUAUCUUCCGUCACGCAGAACCGCUUACCGGGUUCUGGUAGCUGGGUCGAAGAUAGGCUCCGAUCAUGGUGGCAGGGACCAGAGCCGCUUCUCUGGAUACACGGUGGCCCUGGUGUUGGCAAAUCUCAUUUGGCAUCCAAAAUAAUCAACGAUCUGUCAAAAAGGUCACCUGCACCUACUGUGGCAUCUUUCUUUUUCAAAAACAACGAUGUCGACUUACGAUCCUUCAAUAAAGCCCUUCGAACCCUCGUCUGGGAGGUGGCUACGCAACAGCCCAGCUUUGCGGUCGAGGCCGAGCAGUUCUGCUUGAAGGAAGAGCCAGGGAGUAAUUACGCCCUAUGGGUGAAUCUUUUCCUGAGAUACUUUACCCAGGGUUCCUCCGCCAACACAACUUAUUUAGUAAUUGACGGUAUCGAUGAGGCUGAGCCACAGGAGCAACAAAAUCUCUUCAACUCUUUGGAGGAAGCCUUCUCAGAGGCACACCUUGCAGGGCAGCCUGCUUUAUUAAGAAUUGUUUUGUUGAGCCGAGAUUCGGUGCGCAGUCUGCUCGAAGAGCAUUCAUUGGAGUGGGUCCCAGAAAUUGAAGUUGGCGACGAGCAGACCAAGGACGAUCUUCACCAAUACAUUUCUCAGAAACUACAGAAGACUAAGCUGUUCCGGGGCUAUCCUGACCUUCUUGAAGAAGUCAUCCACGACAUCAAACAAAAAGCCGAAGGCUUGUGGGAGUGGGCAAAUCUCGUCAUCAGAUCAGUCCUACGUUGUCGCUCCAAAGAGCAGAUACGGAAGGUGAUCAAAAAAUUGCCUCAAGGUAUUAGUGCUAUGCUCCAACAAGAGUUACAGCGCCUCAGUGCAGAAUUAUCUGGACAGGAAGAAUUAUCUGAUGGUGUGGAAUCCGAGGGUGACAGUCCUGCCACACCAAUAGAGCAGUUAAAUGUUUUGCUCACUUUUGUUGCCUUGGCCCAGAAACCUAUGACCAUUGAACAACUCAGUGUCAUCCUUGAUGUUCUGCUUAAGGAGGAAUAUAUGGGCCUUGAAGAUGAUCUUCGUACGCUUUACUCUUCGUUGUUCUACGUCAGGGCGAGUGAUGAACCCAACCCCCGUCAGGGUGAAGCGGUCGUUACGUUACGGCAUGGUUCUUUUUAUGAAUUUUUCCAGACGGCUGGAAAAUCUGGACCGAUUCACGUCAACUUGGAUCUGGCAGAUGUGACGUUCUCAUACGUCUGUCUCUACGCCCUGAAUGAGAGCUGUACACCUUUGUCAGAAAGAUCCACAUUUGCUCUUCGGCAAUAUGCUGAAGAGUUCUUGCCGUUUCAUCUAGGCCGUUCUGACUCGGAGAAAGCUGGAACCCUACGGAGGGACAUCUCAUACUUCCUUGUGGACAUGUUCAGCAGCGCGAAAGAUAGAGACUGGCUGAUUACUGAAGUGCAUGUAUUCGAGUGUGGAACGCACGCUUCCUACCCAGCAUGCUGGCUGUCGGAUCUCGGUUACUACUGGCUGGAUGCUGGAGACCGUGCUACCGCAAAUGAGAGGGCAGAUCUUAUACUCAACUGGUUACUUCCGGACGCGAAGCAGAAGUUCGUGUCUUAUGCCCGGUCUGCCGCAAUGGCAAGCGAUGCCUGCGCCUUCACUGUCCUUUGGUCCUUCAGGGCGGUGUACUGGGCUCAACGCUGGCUACAGCCAGAGGAAAUCAAUGAGGGUGAUGGGUUGUCUGCCAUUGUGCCUGCAUUCUUGACGGUAUACGAUUCUAUGGCAAAUGGAUCAAAGGAAUCCGCGGCGGAACAAGUCACAUCAACCCAGGAACCCUUAAGAGGCGGCUCGAUUGUGAAAGUGUCCGAUGAAUUGAAGAACAACAAUAUGCCUGCUGGAAUUUUGGUACCUGCGGAGCUGCGACAAGUUGACCAGACACGUAUGUGGCACGCACGUGUGGCUCAGGCUUUGCUAGCGCGAAAUGGUAGCGGGCACGCGAUUGAGCAUUUUCGGAUUGCACUUCGCGAAGAUUUGAUCGGGCCCAAAUUCACCACCCCAUCGUUAUAUGUCAUACACAAAGACAUGUCCCGUGCAUAUACCAAGCUCGCGAUGCACAAACUGGCCCUGGAGCACCUCGAGAUAUCUGAAGCUCUCCGCAAUACCUUUAGGGAGGUUGACAAUAGGCAGGGUGAUGACACCACCUAUGAUCGUAUCCGAGACAUGAUUCACAAAGCGCAGAAGAAAUACAAUGCAAAGUUAACAGAUGGCGCAAUUGUAACAGCAGAGGAAGCCUGGAACCUCUUGUUAGAAACGCGAUAUACCGACGCUGAUAGUUUGCUACGUCCGUUUUUCGAAAUCUUCGUGGAGUUGAACCAAUUCCAUCGUCUGCGAUCCGUGUUUGACUUUGCAUUCAGCUAUUUCGAAGAGGCCGCGGAGUCUGGAACCGAAACCUGGUUUUCGGGGUUUGACAGCUUUAUCGGUCAUACUCUCACCCAGAUACCACGUGCCAUGUACACAGUCCUCCAUUGUGCCAUCAAGCAAAUUGAUCAAGAAUACCUUGACAUCGCCACCAGGGCUCUUGGGGAAAUCGACCUCGAUGUUGCCAAUGGGAGUCCCAUGGAAGCCAAGUACUUUCUCUCAACUGCACUAUUCGAGAAGGGGUGCAUAGAGUCAGGAAUACUGGGCUGGCACGACGUGGCUUCCCGUUCUACAGGGUCUCUCGAUUCGUGGGAAAGAGCUUCCCAGAUACUUUCCAUUUGCAAAUUAGCCUCUCUGUGCUUAGAAGAUGAGAGACCCCUUUGUUGGAAGUGGCCUCCAUUAACAUUGGGUGAAGGCUUUGACUUCAGCGACGUCUCAUUACUUCUCUCCACUUGGUUCAGAGAUCACGGUGACUAUGCAAGCGCCAGGGAUGCUCUCCGCUGGCGUGUGAAAGGGUGUCUUUCCUUGCUUUUGGAUGAUGAUCCUGCAAAUGACACGGACGCAUUCGUAGGACUUUUCAAGGUUUUUCUGCUUGCUACAGAUAGCGAUGCAGACCUCGAAGCAGCCUUGUAUAUGAUCAAGCACAAUACAGAACCGCGAAUGCUGGUCUUCCAUAACAGAACGAAUGCCUCGAUCAAACCCGACAGUGAUUCACAGAUUGGUAUUUCCAAUGAACUUGAGACCUUGCAACUGACAGGAAACAAAGUUCAUUCUUUGGAAAGCGAUAGCGAUGAUGAUUGGAUAGACGAUAUCGCCUCUGUUGGUUUUGUGUCUGAUCCCUUGACCGAGCUAUUGGAGUCGGACAAUCUUAAUCCAUUCGCAAGUGUUUGCAAUCCUGAGCAUCAGUUUUUCUUCACGGGCUCGCUUCUCCGACCUUCUGAGCGUGUGCCCGAAGGCAUGGUCCCUUUGGUUUCUGCCACUGGCGAGAAGCAGGUUAUUUGGGUUGAAGAGUGGAAAGAUAGGCUUGCGGAGAAGUGGAAGAGCGCGGAAGUUGCGUUCCCUGAUGGCGGAUUUGUGGCUUGGUGUAAGCAGGUUCUCCCUGAACCGCAGAAGACGCGGUGGGCUACGGUUUUCAAGGCGUAA